UUUGUCUUUGGUUUUUCACUGAACGAUCUUUCUUGGCUGGCCGCACUUCACAUGCGCUUCGUGUUAUUUUGGAUUUUUAAUUUAUGUACAUAAUUUUCUAAUUUCUCUUUUGGUGGGGAUUUUAGUCUGCCAUGUCUGAGCGUGGUAGAGGACGAGCUCUGAGGCGUGCCGGGCGCGGCGGGGACGGCGCAGGCCCGCCUCCCCGGCGCCCCGGCGAGCAGCCCGGGCCGCCGCAGCAGCAGCCGGGCCCGCCCGGCCCGCGCCCGCAGCCGCCGUCCGCCUGGGGCCCACCUACCGCAGCGCCCCCAGUACGAGCAGGAGUCCCCACACCUACAGUUCAAGCUGGGCGAGCUUCCCAUCGCACGUCUGCCACUACCCGUGAUCAUCCCGGAGACGUGGACAUCCAGCAGCGUAUGCAGAAGAUUGACCUUGGUCAAGGAGCCCAAGCCGUCGGGGGCGGCGGGGGUGGAGACGCAAGCUCCGUCGUCGGCCGCGGGUCUCGCCGUGGCGGGGGACGCGUGCUCCCCGAACAAAUGACAAUAUUAAGAACUCGUCCCACGCAUGUGGAAACUAAAAAAGGAUCAUCUGGCACUGUUAUUGACCUCAUGGCCAAUUAUUUCACGGUCAAGACAACUCCACAGUGGCGUCUGUACCAGUAUCAUGUGGAUUUUGAUCCUGAGGAAGAUAGUACUGGUGUCCGCAAGGCCCUUGUCCGUGUCCAUGCUAAUACCUUUGGAGGAUAUCUAUUUGACGGUACAGUUCUGUAUACAGUAAAGCGUCUACAUCCUGACCCCAUGGAGUUAUACUCUGACCGCAAAACAGAUGGUCAAAGAAUGCGUGUAUUGAUUAAGCUGGUCCAUGAUGUCAGCCCUGGAGAUUACCAUUAUAUCCAGGUUUUCAAUAUCAUCAUUAGGAAGUGCUUCAGUCUCUUGGAUCUGCAGCUAGUCGGCAGAGACUUCUUUGAUCCACAAGCUAAGGUGGAUAUACCAGAGCAUAAACUCCAAAUCUGGCCUGGUUAUAAAACAACUAUUAAUCAAUAUGAGGACAGAUUGCUGAUGGUAACAGAAAUCGCCCACAAGGUACUCCGAAUGGACACCGUGCUGCAAAUGUUAACAGAAUAUGCGGCCACUAAAGGAGCAAAUUACAAGAAAAUCUUUUUGGAGGAUGUGGUUGGUAAAAUUGUCAUGACUGACUACAACAAAAAGACCUAUCGGAUUGACGACGUGUCUUGGGAUUCAUCUCCACGGUCCACCUUCAAAAUGAAGGAUGAAAUGGUCUCCUAUAUGGAUUAUUACCAAAAGAAAUACAACAUCCGCAUCCAAGACCAAGGGCAGCCGCUGCUGAUCUCCCGCUCGAAGGCGCGCGACAUCCGCGCCGGCAUGCCGGAGCUGGUGUUCCUGGUGCCCGAGCUGUGCCGGCAGACGGGGCUGUCGGACGCCAUGCGUGCCAACUUCCAGCUCAUGCGCGCGCUCGACGUGCACACCAAGAUCGGGCCCGACGCGCGAAUCAAGAAGCUCAUGCUCUUCAACAGGCGGUUCACGAGCUCGGCGGCUGUUGUCAAAGAACUGGGCAAUUGGUCAUUGACAUUGUCACCUGACCUGAUAAAAUUCAAGGGGCGCCAGCUCCCAACAGAAAACAUCAUCCAAGGAAAUGAACAAAAGUAUCCUGCGGGCGACACCACUGAGGGAUGGACAAGGGACAUGAGGUCCAAGAACCUUUUGUCUAUUGCUCGGGUUCAAACCUGGGUUGUCAUCACGCCUGAGAGACAGCGCCGCGACGCCGAAAGCUUUGUCGAAAUGAUUAUAAAGACUGGCAACGGCGUCGGCUUCCGCCUACCUAAACCUGAUAUUGUGACCAUUCAACGCGAUGGACACAUGGACUACGCAAACAUGUGCGAAAAUGUAAUCGCACGGAGGAACCCGCACAUGAUCUUGUGCGUUCUGGCUAGAAACUUCUCGGACAGAUACGAAGCCAUCAAAAAGAAAUGUACCGUUGACCGCGCAGUCCCAACCCAAGUGGUAUGCGCCAGGAACAUGACCAGCAAAUCGGCUAUGUCCAUCGCUACAAAAGUCGCCAUCCAGAUAAACUGCAAGCUCGGCGGCGCGCCCUGGACCGUCGUGAUCCCGCUGAAGACGAUCAUGGUAGUGGGAUACGACGUAUGCCACGACACGCGCUCCAAGGAGAAGAGCUUCGGAGCCUUUGUGGCAACUCUUAACCAGAGCAUGAGCCAGUACUACUCUACUGUCAACGCUCACACCUCUGGCGAGGAACUCAGCGCCCACAUGGGCUUCAACAUCGCUUCUGCUGUCCGGAAAUACCGAGAGAGGAAUGGUGUGCUUCCCAACCCCAUAUUUGUCUAUCGCGAUGGUGUUGGUGAUGGGCAGAUCUCUUACGUGCGCGAGUAUGAGGUGGCCGAGAUCAAGAAGAAGUUAGCGGAGAUCUACGCCGGGGCUGAAUAUAAGCUGGCCUUCAUCAUCGUGUCCAAGCGCAUCAACACGCGCAUCUUUGUGGCCCGCGGCAACACCGGCGAAAACCCGCGACCGGGAACUGUCAUCGAUGACGUGGUCACUCUGCCAGAGAGGUAUGACUUCUACCUGGUGUCGCAAAACGUAAGAGACGGCACCAUCGCUCCGACUUCGUACAACGUCAUCGAAGACUCCACGGGUCUCUCUCCCGAUCGCAUCCAGUUGCUGUCGUACAAGCUGACGCACUUGUACUUCAACUGCUCGUCGCAGGUGCGCGUGCCGUCCGUGUGCCAGUACGCGCACAAGCUGGCCUUCCUGGCCGCCAACAGCCUGCACAACCAGCCGCAUCAGUCGCUCAAUGAGACCCUCUACUUCCUUUAAAUCUUGAUGUUAGAUGUAAGUGUAGAUAGGUCAUUGUGAGUUUGCCACACAGUCGAUUGGUUACACUUUGAAUUUGGAAAACGUUGAAAGUAAACGUGAAUACGUACGCGUCAUUGAUCGCGCUCGAGGCGCCUAUGACGAAUCGACUCUGUGCAAGCCUACAAUGGCAAUACCUAGUUUUUAAGAUGCCAUAUUUAAUCAUACUUCGUCGGUGUUAGCUACGUGCGUAGUGAGACCCCCUACCAAAUAUCAUUUUGACUACCUCUAGAAGUGAUCAUAUGAUUCUCGAUCACUUUCAUUCCUAUUUGUUUUUGUUGAUUAAAACUGAUUAAUUAAGCUCGUUUUGAUAUUAAAAGACCACCGCCGUUAGUUUUUAAUAUAAUAUUUCAACCACACCAACGCGUGCAGAUCUCCAUCGCCGGCUCAAUCAUAGGGAAAUGACAGGUCGCGUGAACUGUCAUGGGUCGCGCGACCUGUCAUUGGCCUUUGUUCGCGCCGGCAAUGGCGAUCUGCACGCGUUGGUGUGGUUGAAGCCUAAGGAAAAUUGUUAUAAUUUGGAUCAAAGAUCUGAAAUUAAGAUGUGAUUGUUUAUAAAAAUAUUAACAAGCUGGCCCUAAUGAUAAGAGCGAAAUGUCUUUUUAACAGCAUGGUCCAAACAAAUGACCAUGUUAUUAAAAAUAAUCAUCCAAUAUGACGAAUUCCUUUGCUGAUUAUCAAAUUCAUUUGUGCCAGGGUGUUAAGAC
This is a messenger RNA of Ostrinia furnacalis (Asian corn borer), 3589 nucleotides long. RefSeq names its product piwi like RNA-mediated gene silencing protein aubergine (gene aub). The record is from RefSeq and is a predicted model, not a curated record. NCBI's taxonomy places the organism in Eukaryota, Metazoa, Arthropoda, Insecta, Lepidoptera, Crambidae. The transcript is spliced from 19 exons. Bases 132 to 2846 code for a protein of 904 amino acids. Gene Ontology annotation, molecular function: RNA binding; protein binding.